UCAGCACAAAUUGAUUUGCAUACGUACAUGAGGCUCACGAGCUCGACGUGUUGCGAAGAUGGCCAAUAUUUUGCUUGAUUUGUACAGGAACGCCACCUUUGUCAACGUUAGUCUUGGUUUUGUCGCAUACCUUAUAGCGCGCGCGCUGUAUCAGGUCGUGUAUUACCGUUUUUUCCAUCCUUUGUCGAAAUUCCCCGGACCGUUUUGGGGCAGUGUGACGAGACUAUGGAUUGCCUAUCACAACAUCAAGGAGGACGAGCCGUACGUUGAACACGAGCUACACAAGAAAUAUGGACCUAUCAUUCGAAUUACUCCCACCUUGCUGCUGGUCAGCUCUGCGCCCGCCCUGCCGACAAUUUAUCACAGACAAGCCGAUAAGACAAAGCAUUACAUCAGUGGCAGUUUUGGAGAAACUGAAUCCGUGUUCAACAUGCAGAGCUGGAAGACGCAUGCGAAGUUCAGAAAGUUAAUUGCUGGCCCGUAUAGUUUCAGCAGCAUCAAAAAGAUGGAGCCGCUGAUUGACAUGAGAAUUGAAGACUGGACUCACAAGCUGAAUGACUUCGCGAAAACGGGCGAGAAAUUCGAUUUCUCUGCAUGGGCGGUUUAUAUGGCGUACGACAUUAUCUCUGAGAUUGGAUUCGGAGCUCCUUUUGGUUUUAUCGAGAGAGGAGAAGACGUUGGAGGCCUUAUCAAAGGCUUCCACGAUGGUCUCCCAGCCUUUGGGCUGAUGUGCCGUUUGCAUCCAUUCACCUCCUGGAUUAAGUCAACUUUCAUGAACAAGUACCUGGUGGCAAGCCCAGAGCAGGAAUCUGGUAUCGGAUCGUUGAUGCGAUUCCGUGACAAGCUUCUUAACCAGCGCGUGAAAGACAUGGAAAAGGGAACCACGGGCGGGAGAAUCGACCUUUUACAAACUAUGCUCGAUGCGCGCGAUGAUGAAGGAAAACCCCUCAAUGUCGAGUAUGUUAAAGCAGAAGUUUUGCUUGUUCUCCUCGCCGGCGCAGACACCACUGGCACUGCCUUCCAAGCCAUGAUUCACUACAUUACAGCAAACGAGGACGUCUACGAGAAACUGAUGGACGAGCUUGAUAAUGCUACUCGGGCGGGACAUCUAUCAACCUACCCGCAGUAUGCCGAGGUCCUUGAGCACUGCCCAUACUACACUGCAUGCGUCAAGGAAACCAUGCGGCUGUGCCCGUCCGCGCCGAACAUCUUCCCCCGAAUGUCACCUAAGGGCGGCUACGAAAUCGAAGGUCAAUUCAUUCCUGGGGAGGUCGAGGUUACGUGCAACCCCUGGCUGGUGCAUCGGGAUAACAAGAUUUACGGAGAGGAUGCAAUGGAGUUCAAGCCGGAGCGAUGGCUCGAUGCGGAAAAUGCAAAGGUGUUUGACAAGUACAGCAUGGUGUUUGGGUACGGGCCCAGAUCAUGUCUGGGGAAGGAUAUUGCGCUCAUGGAGCUUUACAAGGCACCGUUGCAGUUCUUCCGCAAAUUUCGACUAGAGUUGCAGCCGCAAGGAGGCAAGGGUGCACAGUUCGUCAUCAAGGGCGGGGUUGGCUAUUGGCAGGAUAUGUGGAUGCAGAUCUCAAAACGUGCUGCGCCGGUAUAAUAUCGGGACAUGUUCUAGAAUUACGCACCGGGAUGAUGACUGCUUACGACCGCUACCCUUACAUAAAUUGCAAACAGCUUCAGAGUGUCGUGUUUUACGUCGUACUAUAAGCAUG
Molecule: messenger RNA, 1718 nt
Organism: Pseudogymnoascus verrucosus
Lineage: Eukaryota; Fungi; Ascomycota; Leotiomycetes; Thelebolales; Thelebolaceae
Exons: 6
Coding region: 59-1603 (514 amino acids)
Molecular function (GO): monooxygenase activity; iron ion binding; oxidoreductase activity, acting on paired donors, with incorporation or reduction of molecular oxygen
Source: RefSeq, a predicted model, not a curated record